Molecule: messenger RNA, 1857 nt
Organism: Fonsecaea multimorphosa CBS 102226
Lineage: Eukaryota; Fungi; Ascomycota; Eurotiomycetes; Chaetothyriales; Herpotrichiellaceae
Exons: 4
Coding region: 1-1857 (618 amino acids)
Biological process (GO): DNA repair
Molecular function (GO): catalytic activity
Source: RefSeq, a predicted model, not a curated record
AUGCCGUCGACAAGAGCACAGAAGGCCAAAGGCAUCACCAAUCCUGUUCCAGCUUCCAAGCCAGUGUCGACAAGAGCCCAGAAGUCCAGAGGCACCACCAAACCUGUCCCAGCUUCCAAGCCGGUGUCGACAAGAGUACGGAAGUCCAAAGGUGUCACCACUUCAGUCUCAGAGCAUGGCCAAGUUAAGAUCACGGCUAUGUUUCCAGUGGCAGCAAAGUCUGCGGCCGAACGCACGAUGUCCGCCAGUGUCCAUGCUGAUGUGGCUGUGAAAGACACUAGCACAGCCUCUAUGUCCUCGGACCAAACGAUGAAUGAGUCUCGCUCUCUCAUUGUCCGUCUGAAGGUCCCUGGGGUGGCGGACACGAAGAUCGUCGUGGCUGCCAAGCGGGCUGUCAAGGGCAAGGCUGUGGACGCGAAAGGAGCAGGUCAACGUGCCGCUGCUACUUCUCGGGGGUUCAAACGAGAAUCCUCUGAUGAAGAUUCAGACAAUUCUCCACACAAGAAGAGCAAACGAUCCCGCAAAGAGGAUGAUGACGACUUCGAACCAGAUGAUGCCACGACUCAAGCUCUGGCCGUUGCAACCGUCACUCGUGAGCUUCGCGGUCGAGGCGAAGAUGGAACUGUGACCGGGCGUAUCAGAGACGCUGAAAAGGCCAAGGAAGAUCUGCGCGGACCCUUCAUCUCUCUUCGGGUAAAGCUACUCGGCCAGUCCCUUGAGAAGACGAAGAAGCGACGCCCCGCCACUCGUUAUACCAACGCGCAACGAUUCAAGUUCGGUCACGAUCAGCUCUGGUAUUGGACGUCGCCAUCUCCGUACGAGAUCCGCAAAGUCUCGGAGAUCCUUGAGAAGGAACGGCCUGCCAUCGCUGAGGUUGCCGUAGCAGAAGGGACGGCAACGAACCCAUUCCAUGCCAGUGCUGGCAUCUCUAUCGAUUCCAUCGUCCGCGUCAUCCUGUCACAAGCAAGCACCAACGAAGGCGCACUGGAUGCACAGCAGUCGAUGCUCCUGGCAUACCCGUAUUGGGUCGACGGCAAGAGGAUUACAGGGAAAAAGCCGAACUACCACGCAAUGCGUCUCCAGAGCCUGUCCAAGCUGGAAAAGGUGCUGAAAAAGGCGGGCUUGGGAAAGAUAAAGCCAAAGGCAAUCAAGCAAAUCCUUGACAUCGUCUAUCAAAGAAAUAUGGCGCUUCUGGAUCCUUUGGCAGACGGCCAAGUCCUGUGCGAGGACAACGAGCCGGGCGCCACUGACUUUGUUCCUGGUCUGCUGUCUGUGGACUAUUUCUGGGACAUCUACAGACAACAGGGCAAGCAAGCUCUCCUUGACCACCUUGUCUCCUUCCCGUCGAUCGGCGUCAAGUCAGCGUCCUGCUUGAUGAGCUUCAACAUGUCGUUGCCAGUCUUUGCCGUGGACACCCAUGUCGCCGGUAUGGCAAAACUUCUCGACAAGCUGAAACUGUCUCUCCACCAAGCCUUCUGGAACCAUCGUCGGAAUUGUGCGCGCUGCAGUGCGCGAAACAAUCCAUCAAGCUGGAUCUAUAACAACACUACCUGUCCUCUGGAAUCUAUGAUCAAGCGUCCGCAGCCCAAGCCUGAAGCCACCAAGGCGCCGCGCAAGCCCCAGACUGCGCCACCCAAACGGGCCAACAAGAAGGAACCUAGCGACGAGGAGCGGAUCGCACAGGGACUUGUGAAAGUCACCUACGAAAUUGACGACGAUUUUGAUGCUGCCGGUGGCACAGGAGUGAAGCGAACGAUUUGGAUCCGGGAUUACAGUGCGGAGGAGUAUGACCCUGUGGAGGAAGAGGACAUCUACGUUGAGGAGAUUAUCAUUUCGUUUUCUAAGGGAAAAAAGUGA